Penicillium soppii is the source of this 1176-nucleotide messenger RNA. Its product is annotated as FAD-binding domain-containing protein. Bases 1 to 1176 code for a protein of 391 amino acids. The record is from RefSeq and is a predicted model, not a curated record. Lineage: Eukaryota; Fungi; Ascomycota; Eurotiomycetes; Eurotiales; Aspergillaceae. The transcript has a single exon. Gene Ontology annotation, biological process: lipid biosynthetic process. Gene Ontology annotation, molecular function: alkylglycerone-phosphate synthase activity; FAD binding.
AUGAAGCCUAUCGUCAAUCGGGCGUUCCUCAAGACUAUUGAAGAAAUUUUCCAUUCCGGCCAGUUGAGUUGGGACGCACAGCAGAGACUUCGUCAUGGACAUGGCCACACUCAGGAAGAUGUGUACAGCAUCAAUUUUGGCGUUGGCAUCGGCCGGGUUCCUGACUUGGUCGUGUUUCCAGAAAGUGUUCGGCAAGUAGAACGGCUCAUAGAAUCGGCCGUCACCUGUGAUGUCUGUUUGAUCCCCUACGGCGGGGGCACGAAUGUGAGCCAGGCACUUCGAUGCCCUGAGGUCGAGUCUCGGAUGAUUGUAUCGGUUGACAUUAGCCGCAUGGACAAGAUACGGUGGGUUGAUCCGGAAAACCGCUUAGCUUGCAUCGAAGCUGGGGCCGUGGGCCGUCACAUUGAAGCGGCUCUCGGUCACCAUGGCCUUUGUCUGGGCCAUGAGCCGGAUAGCAUGGAAUUCUCUACCCUGGGUGGGUGGAUCGCAACUAAAGCCAGCGGCAUGAAGAGGAAUCAGUACGGCAAUAUUGAAGAUAUAACGUUGGACGUGGAAGCUGUCUCAGCAUCUGGGGUUCUGGCCUUCACACCGAAUAUUGCCCCCCGCCAGUCGGUCGGUUCCGACCCGAAGACCUUCAUAUUUGGCUCAGAAGGGAACACCUGUAUUAUAACGGCUGCGGUCGUCAAGCUCCGACCUCUUCCCGCUGUGCGAUAUUACGGUUCGUUCGUGUUCCCCUGCUUCGAGAGCGGGAUACAAUUUAUGAAAGAAAUGUCCCAGGAGAGUGUACAGCCAGCCAGCAUCCGACUGGUUGACAAUAUGCAACUUCGCUUUAGCCAGGCUCUCAAGCCCACCCCAACCCUGUGGGCCAGCCUAAAAAGCAGGUUCGAAGCGAAAUAUCUGGGGUUGGUGAAGGGGUUCAAUCUCCACGAAAUGGCCGCCUGCACUCUGGUUUUCGAGGGCAAAAAGAUGGAUGUGCAACGUCAGCAACAAAUCGUUCAUAAAAAAGCAAAGAAAUUCCAUGGGCUAGAGGCCGGAGCCGAAAAUGGGAGGCGUGGGUACGAAAUGACGUUUGCCAUUGCGUACAUCCGUGAUUGUGUUAUGAGUCUUGGGUGUUCGCCGAGUCAUUCGAGACUUCUUGUACAUGGAGCAAUGCCCUGGGGUUAUACGAAAAUGUGA